This is a messenger RNA of Xenopus laevis (African clawed frog), 1500 nucleotides long. Its product is annotated as ecto-ADP-ribosyltransferase 5. The coding region runs from base 2 to 1312 and encodes 436 amino acids. NCBI's taxonomy places the organism in Eukaryota, Metazoa, Chordata, Amphibia, Anura, Pipidae. The transcript is spliced from 5 exons. The record is from RefSeq and is a predicted model, not a curated record.
AAUGGCACACGUCUCCUGCAGCUGCCUCCCUGGUCUCGCUCUUUUCCUCACAGGAUUCCUCUACAUUUUCACUCCCCCUCCCGUCCACUAUCUAAAGAAUCGCUCCCCCUCUGUGUCACAUCAUUUUCUUUUACCGGUCAUGCAGGGAAGGAGGGGGAGCGAGUGGACGGGAGGCAGAGCGAGACUUUGUAGUGUAAGGGAGGCAGAGCGAGAUUUAGGCAGUGUAAGGGAGGCGGAGCGAGACUUCAGACACUGGACGGGAGUGAAAAUGGAGCCGAAUCCUGUGAGGAAAGCGACACCAGGGAGGCAGCUGCAGGAGACUUGUGACAGGAGUGAGAGAUGCGAUGAAGGAAAGAGAAGCCCUUCAUCGCAUAAAACGGAAUGUGGCGUCACUGCUGUCACUGAACGAAGACAUCUGAUGAUGAUGAUGAUGAUGAUGAACUGGUUCAUAGUGAAAUGGAUUUCCUUAUGUCUCAUCUCUGAGAUCCUGGGGCAGCAGAUCGAGGAGAAAAGUCUAACAAUGAGCAGCGGUGUCUUCGAUGAUCAAUAUGAAACCUGUGUUGACAAAAUGGAAUCCAAAAUAUUAGAGGGGCUGUUGGUUAAGGAAAAAAAUAAAAACUCAGAUCUGGACAAAGCCUGGAAUGAAGCAGCAAAGAAAUGGGAAUCAAAAAAAGGACAAGUUAGUGUUCCGAGGGGCUUCCGAGAUGAAUAUGGCAUCGCACUUAUGGUGUACAGUAAUAAUAAGAGUAACGUUUAUUCCAAUUUCAAUAACGCCGUGAGAAACUAUCAAAAUACUACAUCAGAUAAUUUCCCUUAUCACUCUCUCCACUUCUUCCUGACGAGAGCAGUGCAAGUGCUGAGGUCCAGUUGUUGGUGGAAACCUUGGUCAGUCUAUAGAGGGAUGAAAGGGGUCCACUUCCAGCAUGAACAGAACAUCAGGUUUGGCCAGUUCUCCUCUUCUUCCACCGACAAGCAAGUCGCCCUGGGCUUCGGCAAUCAUUCCUUCUUCACCAUCACAAGCUGCUUUGGAGUUGAUAUUAGAAGGUUCUCCUACUUCCCGGAGCAAAAAGAGGUUCUGAUUCCAGUGGACGAGGUGUUCAAAGUGAUUAGCCUAACAAAGCAAGGAAACUCCUACCAAUAUGUGCUUGAGACCACCAAGAGAAGGUGCCACCACUACAACUGCCAUAACCUAAUAGGUGGGUACAAUGGAGACUGUGUGUACAGCAGGGGAGUGAAGAUGAGCACAUCACUAGUGAUACUUUCCCUUUUGUUUGGAUUCCCUUUUUUCCUGCUUCCACUUCCAGUUUUCUAGGAAUCCCAGUGGGACUUGCCCUCCUGGGAUGUUCAGCUCAGAGACCCCCAGGCCUUCAUGAAGCAGAACAAGAUGAGUUACAGAGAGAGAAGCACCGCCAUUCUACCCAUUGUUUAUAAGGAAUGUGCUAGACACAUAUAUAUAUAUAUACAUACAAUAAUGCUAGUAAAGUGAAUUGUUCAUCUCUA